This is a messenger RNA of Elephantulus edwardii (Cape elephant shrew), 768 nucleotides long. RefSeq names its product myoD family inhibitor domain-containing protein-like. Bases 1 to 741 code for a protein of 246 amino acids. The transcript is spliced from 4 exons. Lineage: Eukaryota; Metazoa; Chordata; Mammalia; Macroscelidea; Macroscelididae. The record is from RefSeq and is a predicted model, not a curated record.
AUGUCCGGCGCGGGCGAAGCCCUGGUCCCCGGGCCUGCGGGGCCGCAGCGCGCGGCGGAAGCGGGCAGCGGGCGGCUCGGAGCCCCGGCCCAGGAACAAUGUGAUAAAGAAAACGGCGAGAAAGAGAAAAGUCACACCACAAAAAGCUGCUUUACACAUGGAGAGAUGCAUGAAGAGUCCAUUUGGGGGAAUCAUCCAGAGAGUGGACUCGUCAGAACCCAACCUCAGCGCCUGCCUCAGCUCCAGCCUUUAUCACUGGAAUCAAGUGAGGAAGAAGGAGGCAAGAUCAAGAAUGGGCACACAGGUCUGAACAAUGGGAAUGGGAUUCACCAUGGAGUGAAGCAUGCGUCUGCAGACAGUCGAAAACUUUCCUCUCCCGUUUCUCACAAAAUGCACAGAAAAAUGCAGUCCGGCUUAUCUGUAAGCAGCGAUCUCAGUAAGAAGAGUAAAGUAAAUGCUGUCUUUUCCCAAAAGACUGGUUCUUCACCUGAAGAUUGCUGCGUCCACUGUAUCCUGGCGUGCUUGUUCUGUGAAUUCCUGACCCUCUGCAACAUUGUGCUGGGACAAGCCGCGUGUGGCAUCUGCUCGUCAGAGGCCUGCUGCUGUUGCUGUGGUGACGACGUGGGGGAUGACUGUAACUGCCCUUGUGACAUGGACUGUGGUAUCAUGGAUGCCUGUUGUGAAUCAUCGGACUGUUUGGAAAUCUGUAUGGAAUGCUGUGGAAUUUGUUUUCCCUCAUAGAUAUUUAUCAUUUACUUUGUGUUAAAA